This is a messenger RNA of Monopterus albus (swamp eel), 2665 nucleotides long. RefSeq names its product spindlin-1-like. The coding region runs from base 215 to 922 and encodes 235 amino acids. The record is from RefSeq and is a predicted model, not a curated record. Lineage: Eukaryota; Metazoa; Chordata; Actinopteri; Synbranchiformes; Synbranchidae. Gene Ontology annotation, biological process: gamete generation. The transcript is spliced from 5 exons.
UCCUAUUAUGCACUGCGCGCGUGAAAACGUCCUUCUCUGAGGCCAUUGUAACAGAAGGCUCACUGGGAACUAGAGUCUUUUCUCGCCACCUCCCAUUUUCCACAGGUUUCGCGAGAUUUACAUUGGAGGGUUGGUGUGUGGCAACAUUUCCCUGCCAGACGAACUGAACAAUACUGAUAUGAAAUCAGCAUAAAGCCUUUGAACCUCUGGAGGCAUGUCCAAGAAAAGGGGCAGAAAGCGGAGCAGCGGGGAGCUGAGUGACACAGUAACCCCAGACCCCAACAGCAUUCUGGGAGUCCGCAUUCAACAUAACUGGCGUGAGAAGGGGAAUCAGAGCAAAUGGAAGGGAACAGUGCUGGACAGGCUUAGUGUAAAUCCUUCUCUCUUCAUGGUGAAGUAUGAUGGCUUUGAUUGCGUUUACGGCAUCGAGCUGUUCAAGGACGAGAGGGUGUCUAACCUGCAGGUCCUGUCAGAAAGUGUUGUAAACAAUAAAAUCAAGAUACCUCCAGGGGUGGAGGAGCUGGUGGGCAAAGCUGUGGAGCAUCUGUUUGAGAAGGAGGAUGGAGAGAAGAAUGAGUGGCGAGGCAUGGUCCUCUCCAGAGCUCCAAUCAUGACCAACUGGUAUUAUAUCACUUAUGAAAAGGACCCUGUUCUUUAUAUGUACCAGCUGUGGGAUGACUACGCUGAUGGAGACCUCAGGAUUCUGCCUGAAGCAGAAAAUAAGCACCUGUUGCCUGCAGACAGGAAGCCAGGAGAAGAGACAGAGAGUCUGGUGGGGAAACAAGUAGAAUAUGUUACCGACAAGGGUAUGAAGAGAACAGGCCUGGUCAUUUACCAGGUUCCAACCAAGCCCUCUGUCUACUACAUCAAAUAUGAUGAUGACUUUCAUAUCCAUGUCUAUGACCUGGUCAAAACUACCUAGAGAUUGUGGACACAUUUAUCUCACUCUCCAGAUUCCCCUCUGUAUGCUUCUGCUCCACGCAUUGUUAUGUUCUGUUACUCAAAGCCAUGGCAGGAGUAUGCUUUGUUUUUCAGAAGUGCAAUCAGUUUUUUAUGUGCAGCAGAACUGUAGCACAGUUAUGCUUGGCUAUUUCAAGGAGAGGGGGUCACAUUGUUUUAUUGUUGCUGCUCUACUUUAUACUUUUGUGUUUGGACAGUCCAAUGUUGCACUGCCUAAUAGCUGCAAGGUGCAGUUGAUGCUGCAUUUCCAAUCCCUGAGAUACUCGCUGAUCUGAUCUGUGAUUAUCUUAAUGCUAGUAUGACUAAAGCAUUGUUCAAAAUAAAACUAGUUUUAUUGGAUUAACUAACUAGCUAAUGAGCUUGGGAUGUGCAUUUUCCACUGCAUAAAUGCCUUCCAAAAUCACCUUAAUGAAGCCCUUAAUAUUUUCAAAAGCAAUUCAGAUGGAUUAUGCUCAUAUAGAUAUAUCUUACUGCACUUUUGCACCAUAUUUAGUAUUGUAGUAUGCAUAGCUUUAUAAUAGUCACAGUUUCACACUGGACAUCUUUUAGUGUAAUCUUGAAGGAAGGUUUCUCUGUAAGCUUUAAAUCUUAACAGCAUGGGAACAUCAAAUUCAUUGUGCUGGUAAUUAAGAUGCUAAAUUCCCAUUUGAAUUUGAUCCCAGACAAAUCAUCAAGUGCCUUUUGGCUUGGCAUUUUGCAAUAUUGUACAUAGUGGGUCUGUGGUGCUUUGCUUUUAAUAAUUAAUGCAUAUGAAGUCUGCUGUUUUAGUUUUCAUUCAGAAGUGGCAAUUGUUUGCUACCCUCAGUUCAUAUUAGUGCUGUAUUUUGCUCUUAAUGUAGUAUGAAAACAUUCUUUAAAUAUAACACACGUCAUUAUUGGUUGUAUCUCACUAUUGAUGUUGUGGGGAGCACUUUAAUUGUAUAAAGUUUACAAUGUUGAGGUCAUGGUAUAGUUUCUCCAAAAUGCUUUUUCCUUAAGAGCAAAUGUUGAAAAAUAAUGCAUUAUGUCACCCACAUAAAGAAAAGGGAAAACAAUGCUAGCUGCAAUACAUUCAGAAGACAGUAUUUAAUGUAUACAACUUGUGUAAAAUUCCUUGUAAUGUUACCUAUUGUCAAUGCUCAUUUAUAUGAAUAUCUCAUUAAAACACCAACAUUUAGGGAAAGGGUCAUUAUAUAUAUAUUUGAAUUAUCAACUGGAUAUUUAACAUAUAUAAUCAACUGACAAACCAGUCUGUCAACAGCAACUAACUCAAUAUAUACUUGCUCUCUCUGUCUUGCAAACAUGACAUGUAGGCAUGCAGUAUGGAUUACAUUCUAAGUUUGUCACUAUGUCUUAUUUGCUUAAUUGGCUUUACCCAUCUGAAAUUCAUUUAGUGUAACCCUCAGUAAAUAGCACCACAGCAGGUAUAAUGUUACCGUUCAGCUGUCAGAGCUCCUAGAGAAUUUCAAACCAUGCUUUGACAGUGGAGAAGUGACCGUGUUUGGCAGAAUCAGUACUGUAUGUUUAAUUCACAUUAAAAUACAAAAAAGUCUUAACACUGUAUGUCACUGCUAGUGGUGCUGUGGAGUGUUUCUAUGUUGUGUAGAGUGGAGUUACAAAUGCACGCUCUUCUUGCUUUCAAUCACCACCUCCUGAAGUUGUAGCAGCAUCAACAGGCAAUUUGUGUCAUUAUUAGUCAUGCAUAAUAAAGAUUUUUACAGAUUUG